AUGCUACCGUCCAUAUCUCCCUCCUUUCAGAUAUGGCAUUUCAAAGGUGAAACACUGAAUGGUCAGCGUUUAAUAGAAUUUCGACUCGGCACGGAAGCCGAGUCAGAGCACGGCCUGUCUGUCGCUGAGGCAGAAUUGAUGGUCAGGGCAGAGACAGCGCCAAGAGCGCGUCGCUUGAGGUACACUUUGUGGGCAUUCACUGUUCAUGGGAAUAGUACUGUUGGGGAAAUGGCUGGUGCUACAGAAGUAGGAGGGUUAACGGGUGGUGGUCGUGGUUGGCAAAGACUGGAUGUAACAUCAGUAGCACGCCGAUGGGCCGCGGGAGGAGCGCGGGAGCCUCUGCGGUUGUUACUGGACUGCAGUGGAUGCGCCGGUCGCGUGCGCCUGCGACUGGGCGGCGCGGCGUCAGCGCGACCCUUGUUGCGACUGCGACUGGCACCUCACGCUCCUCGUCGUCGCCGAGCCCUAGAUUGCGAUGCUGCCGGCCAUGGGCGCUGUUGUCGACAGACGUACUACGUGAGCUUCCGCGCACUCGGAUGGGAUGACUGGAUCGUCGCACCCGAGGGCUAUUAUGCCAAUUAUUGCCGCGGGGCGUGUGAGCCAUUCCUCAAUUAUCACUCGCAGGUGGUAGAAGCAGCUCGCCUGGAGCGCGCCGCGUGUUGUGCGCCGGUGCGCUUCUCUGCGCUGUCGCUCAUCUACUUCGGCGCCGACUCGAACAUCAUCAAACGCGACCUGCCCGAAAUGGUUGUGGAAGAGUGCGACUGCCCAUAG
This is a messenger RNA of Pieris macdunnoughi, 771 nucleotides long. Lineage: Eukaryota; Metazoa; Arthropoda; Insecta; Lepidoptera; Pieridae. The record is from the annotation of a GenBank genome assembly.